AUGCCUCGCUCUCGCUCUCCUCUCUCCUCAGACGCGCUGCUCCUGGCGCAGGCUGCCUCGUCGCUGGUCGUGCCUCUGGGCUCGGACGUGGCCUUCGCGUCUCCCGCGGCCGCGUCUGGGCCGCCUGCGUGCCAGCGGCUGCUGCAUCAAUCGCCGCAGUCUCUCGACGACUCGGUGGAGUACUUUGCCUUACUCCACCGUUUGGGAGACGAUGCCCAGACUCUCCCGGGCCCUCCAAAGUUCGUCUACCAGAGCGCGGGCUUUCGGCCGACCUGCGACGCAAGCGCAGACAAAGGCGCGACAGACCGACGUCUGGGAGGGAUGGGCGGCGUCUCUUGCUCCUCGGGGAUCUCCUAUGACUGGUUGCUGGCAUUGGGGUGCCUGAACUGCGGUCGAACCGUCACCGUCGCGGACGACCUUCUGCCGACUCUCGAAGACCUCGACGCGUCUGCCUCUCUGACGUGUCGGGGAUGCGGCCACCGCAUUGUUCCGCUCCAUGGCGCAAACGAGUCAGACGCGCUCGUCGACUGCAUGCAUGCGGGUCGCCACAGGCGCAAGGCCCCAACGCAAACGGAGACGCAGAGGGAUGAGACGAAGAGGGAGGAGACGAAGGAGAAAAGCUCUGGCCAGGAGGCAAGAGACCGGGAGGAGGCGCCUGCAUGCACGGCUCUCGGCGAAGACGGCAUUUAUCUCUUCGGCCAGAGAAAACAGCAUCGGCUGGGCGACUUCUCCAAGCGAUGGUGGAAGCAAAGAUUCCUCGGCGAACGGUUCGGCGAGCGGCUGCUGGAGCAGCAACUCCGCCUCGUCCAGGCCUUCUCUGGGGCGAAGAAGGGCGUGAUUUGCAAGGAAACCUGCGAAGCCUGCGGCCACGGCGAAGCCUUCUUCUCGACCUUCCAGGCGCGAAGCGCAGAUGAAGGCAUGACGGUCAUGUACGAGUGCGUCAAGUGCGGCCACCGCCGAGUCUUCAACAACUGA
Messenger RNA from Neospora caninum, 975 nucleotides. RefSeq names its product putative RNA polymerase. Lineage: Eukaryota; Apicomplexa; Conoidasida; Eucoccidiorida; Sarcocystidae. The record is from RefSeq and is a predicted model, not a curated record. Gene Ontology annotation, biological process: DNA-templated transcription. Gene Ontology annotation, molecular function: nucleic acid binding; DNA-directed RNA polymerase activity; zinc ion binding. The transcript has a single exon. Bases 1 to 975 code for a protein of 324 amino acids.